UUUCCAUUCAUUCCUGCUCGUCGAUUGUGUUGGUGCGGACGUGUUGUGGUCGUAGACCGUCGAUUGUUUAUUUUUGUUGUUAUCAUUGUUUUAAAGUGAAAUCGGUUCAUCUGUAAACCCGUGAAUCGAGUAGAAAAAAAGUCUGUUCAGUGUUAGAUUGGUUUUACAUAAGUAAAGGAAGAAGUGUCUGCCUCGAUUCGCUCCUCACUAAACCAUGGUUGCACCAAAGGAACAGCUACGCUACGAUGGACGGGUCGUGGUGGUGACCGGUGCCGGCGCUGGUUUGGGUCGCGAGUACGCACUGCUGUUCGCAUCGCGCGGUGCAAAGGUCGUCGUUAAUGACCUGGGCGGUAAUUUCCAUGGCCAGGGCAAAUCGAAUGCAGCGGAUAAGGUGGUGGAGGAGAUACGGGCCGCCGGUGGUGUCGCCGUCGCGGACUACAACUCGGUCGUCGAGGGCGAUAAGAUCAUCCAGACGGCGUUGGAAAGCUUUGGCCGCAUCGAUGUGCUGGUGAACAAUGCGGGAAUUUUGCGCGAUCGUAGCGUGGCCCGCAUUUCCGACGAGGAUUGGAACCUGAUCCACGAUGUGCAUCUGAAGGGAAGCUUCCUGACGACCCGUGCCGCCUGGCCCGUUAUGAAGAAGCAAAACUAUGGACGCAUCAUCAUGACGUCGAGCAACUCGGGAGUGUACGGAAACUUCGGGCAAGCGAACUACAGUGCCGCCAAACUCGGACUGGUUGGGUUGGCCAACACAGUCGCGAUCGAGGGAGCAAAGAACAAUAUCCACUGCAACGUGAUAGUGCCGACGGCGGCCUCCCGUAUGACGGAGGGCAUUCUACCGGAGAUUCUGUUCAAUGAGCUUAAACCGAAAUUGAUUGCACCGGUGGUGGCCUACCUUUGCCACGAAUCAUGCGACGAUACGGGCGCCAUCAUCGAGAGUGCGGCCGGUUGGGCGACCAAGGUGCACUUUGUGCGCGGCAAAGGAUGCGUGCUGCGUACCGCCAUCGACGAGGACGUUUCACCCGAAUACGUGCAACAGGUGUGGAACCGCGUGACGGACAUGUCGGAAGCGCGCCACCUCAACGCGAUCGGCGAGGCGAGCCUCAGCCUGGUGGGAGUGUUGGAAAAGUUGCGCGAUGGCCAGAACAAUGAAAACUCCGUGACCGAAACGUUCCGCUACGGGUUCAAGGAUGCCAUUCUGUACGCACUCGGCGUCGGUGCGUCCGUCAGUGAUCCAACCGACCUGAAGUUCCUGUACGAAAACAAUCCCGACUUUGGUGUGUUGCCCACGUUCUUUAUCCUGCCCGGGUUGCUGGCCGUGAUGGGAUCCAGCCUGACUGCAUCCGCCAUCAAGCAUACCACGUUUGAUCUAACCAACAUUCUGCAUGGUGAGCAAUACAUCGAACUGUUUGAGGCACCCGCAACGGAAGGCAUUCUGACGACCACCUCCACCGUGCUGGACGUGGUGGACAAAAAAUCCGGAGCCCUAGUCAUCACCCAGUCGGACUCGUACGACGAGCAGGGCACGCUGAUUGCGCGCAAUCAAAGCUCCACGUUCGUGGUCGGGGCUGGCAAUUUCAAUGGCAAAACAAAGGCCGGUCCGGAAGUGAAACCGCUCGUCCCGAACCCGAAGCGUUCGCCCGAUGCUUCGGUGGAAGUACCGACGCACAAAGAUCAGGCCGCUGUUUACAGGCUGUCGGGUGACCUGAACCCGAUGCACAUCGAUCCGAGUUUUUCGGCUAUCGCCGGCUAUAAGGUACCGAUUCUGCACGGCCUCUGCACGAUGGGUGUUUCGGUAAAGGCAGUACUGAAGCAGUUCGGUGGUGACGAUCCCGCCCUAUUCCGGGCGGCCAAAGUACGCUUCUCCAAACCGGUGCUGCCCGGCCAGACGCUGCGUGUCGACAUGUGGAAGGAACCGAACAAUCGGGUUUGCUUCCGCACGGUUGUGGUGGAGACGGGCACGGAGGUACUGUCGGGUGCGUACGUGGACUUUAAGCAGAUCGUCAUCAAACCGAACAUGACUUCCGCCGUUACCCUGCAGAGCGAUGCCGUUUUCGCCGGCAUUAAGGACCGUGUGGCUGAGAACGAGUCCAAGGCGAAGGCCAUCAAUGCGGUGUUCCUGUACAAAAUCACGAGCGGUGGUAAGGUGGCCAAGGAGUGGGUGCUUGACCUGAAGAACGCGAAAGUGUACGAAGGACCGGCGCAGGGCAAAGCCGACACGACGAUGACGAUAGCCGACGCGGAUAUGCUCGAGCUGGCACUCGGCAAACUGCAGCCCCAGACCGCAUUCAUGAAGGGCAAGCUGAAGAUCACCGGCAACAUUAUGCUGGCACAAAAGUUGGCCCCGCUGCUCAAGACGGAGGCAAAACUGUAGGCGCAUUGCAUGUAUCCUGUGGCCGAGGAGCGAUUUGAACGCUCAACGUCGUAUCCGGAAGCUGCUUCUGAUGUGCCGUUGAUCGUUUGCGUACGUACAUUUCCAAAGUUAAACUUUCUUGUUUUUAGAACAAAUACCACCAACACACACACACCAUACGCGUAUUCUGGAAAAGGAACGGAACUUUUUAGUCAAUCAGUUUAACGAGAAGAAAAAAAAAACAUUUACACAGGAGGGGCUAUUUUUGUUCUGUUACAACAACGAAGAUUAGAUGCGGCAUGAUCGGGCAAGAUUUUUUUUUAUACAGCUCCUUUUCCAUUUUCGUUUACUCUACGCUACCGAUAAGCCCUGUUCGUUCGCAGUGCGAUGAAGGAACUGUAGCAAAGAAAGUAUUUUUUCGUUUCAGUUCCGUUUUUUUUUAUGUUUAUUGUUUUAAAACUGUUUUCCCGUGUCCGUGUUGGUGCGUUUGUACCACCUGCUGGUACCUCCAAAUAACUUGGUUAUUAUUACGACUACACACACACACAUUGGUAGCAUAUGCUGUUCAUCAUGCUGUUAGCAUGUUAAAUCAUAAAUCCACACACAAACACACAAGGGGCUAUGGGCAAUAAAUGGAAGAAAAAUGAAUAUUUGUACAAAACAAAAAA
This is a messenger RNA of Anopheles stephensi (Asian malaria mosquito), 3018 nucleotides long. RefSeq names its product peroxisomal multifunctional enzyme type 2-like. The record is from RefSeq and is a predicted model, not a curated record. Bases 215 to 2371 code for a protein of 718 amino acids. Gene Ontology annotation, cellular component: cytosol. The transcript is spliced from 6 exons. Gene Ontology annotation, molecular function: oxidoreductase activity. Lineage: Eukaryota; Metazoa; Arthropoda; Insecta; Diptera; Culicidae.